Gamsiella multidivaricata is the source of this 1858-nucleotide messenger RNA. RefSeq lists its product as uncharacterized. The transcript has 2 exons. The coding region runs from base 301 to 1521 and encodes 406 amino acids. The record is from RefSeq and is a predicted model, not a curated record. Lineage: Eukaryota; Fungi; Mortierellomycota; Mortierellomycetes; Mortierellales; Mortierellaceae.
GAAUAUGUGAUCGGGACAAGGAUUGGUCCGCGAAAGAUGGCCCCUGUCCCUCAUUUCCCGCUGUCCCUGCUUAUCCUGGCCCGUUCAUCUUUUUUCUUCACCUUCCCCCUCUUUCUUUUUCUGUUUGCUUUCUCCUCUCAACCCGCUGCCGUUCCUCUUCUUCCUCUCGCGUUCCCAACAUCGAAUGCUUAUGACAUGUUCCUCCUCAUCGUAUCGUUAUAAUCCAUCUCUCCACUUCUCCACUUAAUCACUUAUCCGGUUAUCUACUUGGCAUCCUAUUCCAAUUAACAUCAUCUCACCAUGUCCUCCUCCUCCACCUUGUCCGAAGGGAUUGUCUCCUCUAUACCUAUCUCACACUCCACCUCAACAACUACAGCAUCAACAACCACCACUGCCACUGCUAGCACUACCACAACAGCAACAGCAACAACUCCCUACUAUAACAACCCAGUCUGGAGCUACACCGCAACUGCAACUGGUCGAGCACCAGAUCCUUCGUCUUCAACAGCCUCCCAAACACCCAGCGCUGGCACCGGUAUUUCAGUCCAGACGGUCUUCUAUGGGAUUGCAUUCCUGGCUCUCUUCAUCGCGGUAAUCUAUACUAUCCAUAUGAUCCGCAAAGACCGUCGCCGUCGCCGUCUCGAGCGCGAGAGACGGGACAGCGAAUCAGCCGGAGCAUCUGGUGGUCAGACCAGAUACACCGCGACAUACCGCCCUGAGGAUGACGAUGUCUGUCCUCCCCCGCAAUACCGCACACACUUACAGGACCAGCCAUAUAUCGACCCGGAGAUGGCGAUGGUUUAUCCGGACCAGGUCUACUAUAUUCCUGACCGUGUGGCCAGCACCUCUGAGUCCAUGUCCUCACAUCAAGGGCUACUUGACACGCACCCACUACCAGCACUACCAGUCGCAGCAGGCGGCAGCCUGCACCGACCCAUCAUCACAACCACCAUCACAACCACUACCACUACCACUACAACCACGACCUGUUCUUCACCCUCUACACCAUCUGCCCGAUCAAUCAAUGCCCCUAAUGCCAGCGCCAAUGCUAAUGCCACUGCCGGCCUUGAUACCGAAGAACAUGCCACAGCCAUCGCCACAUCCUCGCCCGUCAUCAGCGCACCUUCUCCAGCGUUCACCUUCACAGCUGGCAGACACAUGUCCAUCCUCCGUUCCGGGCUUAGAGGCAGCAACAACAUCCACACUUCAGGACGUCGCUCCUCGCCCCCUGUUACAGCACAGUCCACAAACUCUAGCUCCUCCAGCCCAACACACGGUCCAGCAGAGAUUUCUGCUGCGCCUGCUGAACCAUCUAAUUUCGAGAGUGUUGUCAACAUGCCUGAGACUGACACUCGGACAGAGAGUACCAGUGCCAUGACUGAGCAAGCGGGCAAUAGCCGAUCUGGCAUUCUGCAGCCGAUUUUGAAUCGACUCCGAAGCCAGGGUCCCCCUCCUUAUAUCCCAAUGUCUCCAGAAGAAGCGCUACCAAGGCUCCCUCCAGAUUACACGACCACUCUCUAAGAGUAGCUUUUUGUCUCCGCAUACCACAUCUACAGCUGCAAAUGCAUCCUUCGUUGUAUCAUAUUAUCCAUCCAUUCAAUCUACAUUCAUUCAUUAAAUAUUCCCUAUCACCCUCCGCAUUAAAUUGAAUUAUAACACAUCAUGUCCGUGACAGAGAAUAUGACAGGGCUUUUUUUUUUAUUAUUAACAUAAAUCCCCAUGAAGAGAAUAUGACAGGGCAUGAGAGGGAGACGUACAACAGUGGUCCUGCCAAGAAGACGAGGUAGGCUGUUAAGGGGCCUUAAGGUUUGGAUUUAUCAAAGUCCGAGUGAGCGGGACGCUCGAAUCCUUCUCUUGC